ACCGCGAUUUAAAACAUGCAUUGCGUGUUUUGAAGCGUGGGCGCGAGUGAUUUGUAAUAACAGUGAGGGUCUCAGAGCAACGCUAUUAUUAAAAGGCUCGAUCGCUCUGCAUUAUUAAUGAGAAGAAACUUGCUAACUUCACUGCGCUGUAUUCUGUGUAAGAUUGCAUAAACCGUAAAAUUCAAUGUUAUGAAAAUUGUUUCAGGUAGGCUAUGUUCAUUCAUUUCUAUCGUCUGUUUGAACUCGGCACUGUUUUCGUUCCUUCAUAUGCAUUUGGCUACCUACCAAUAAGGAAACGGUCUGUAAAAAACAUUUCACAUGUACGGGGACAAUGGGGCACAAACGCAGGGUUAAUUGUAACACUACAAGAUUUAAACAUUUCCACAUACCAAAAUUUACAAAAUUUUGAAUUAUUUCCUUGCCAUUUCAUCUCGAUAUAGAGAAAAAAUGUGCCAAAGUUCAACAUUUUUUUAAAGAUAUUGCUGAACAUUUAUUUAACCAUUGCAAAAGUAAAUUUCUGACUGAUGUAAAUUUGUCAUCUCGGUUUUUAGUGUUUAUUUAAAAUGAGACAUCUGUUUAUUAAUUAUUUCACAAUUAUUUUAAUCUCUAAACUGUUUUAAAUAGUUCUGCUUCGCUUCUUAUGCUUUGCUAAAAACGUGUUGGGUUGUGCUCCUCUCUCCCCUACACACGGAAGGAUCGCGAAUGCAUUUUCUGCACUGAACCCAGCGAUGAGUUUAACAACACUUGCAGUGCAGAUUACAGUUCACCGGAGUGAGUGUGUCGAGCUUUUAUGGACAUGUUUCAUAUUUUAACAUCUGUAAACAAAGAAAUUAAAACUUAAAUAUUAGUAGGGAAAUUUUACAGUUGUACUAUAAAAUAAAAUGGUUAUUUUUCUUAAAUACUUAAUUUCUGCCAUAUAAAACUUUUAAUUAAGAUUAAGCUUAAAGUAAUGUCAAUAGUUUUUUUUGAUCUCAAAUAGUUUGGUGGGUCAUGAAAUAGAUUAAACUUGUCUAGGUGGGCCGCGGAAUGGAAAAGUUUGGGAACCCCUGCUGUAGAGGGAUCAUGACCUUGGUGUUUUAUAAAGGCUACCACCAUCAUGUUGUCUGAACGGACAAGGAUGUGGUUCCCCUUAAGGCUGGCAGAAAGGUUUAUAGGUUGAGAAAAACUGCCAUCAUUUUAAGGCAGUUGAUAUGUAGGCUGAAUGCCGCUCUGCCCUCGCACAGUGCCCCCUUCCUUCUGGAGGACAAUCCCAAUCGAACGCCUGUCUGAUACAGAUGAGGGAAGUCACCUUGAGUGGGUCACUUUGAGGUGAUGCCAUCCCAGGUGUCAAGCAUGGGACGGUACACAGGCUUUGAGCCAAAAUUAAAGGGGCCGGAUGUAAAGCAGGGCCGGUGGAAUCAUUGAGUGCGCAGGGCCAGAGACAGUCCAAAAGGCAGGACUGUAUAUUGAUAAGCCACCACCUUUAACGGGAAUCUCAAGAAUGGUCUGUGAUGAGAUGCUGUCUGGAUGUGAAAGUAAGCAUCUUUCAGAUCCUAAGCCUGAAGCUUAUCUUCACCCAAAAUACAAUAAUGUGAAAGUGUGGGAUCUUCCUGGCAUUGGAACACCAAACUUCAAAGCCGAUGAGUAUCUUAAACUGGUUGAGUUUGAACGCUAUGAUUUUUUCAUCAUCAUCGCUUCAGAUCGGUUCAGAGAAUGCCACACUCAGCUGGCCAAAGAGAUCACGAGAAUGGGGAAAACGUUUUAUUUUGUUCGUUCCAAGAUUGACUCAGUCAUUGAUGCUGAGAAGAGGAAGAAGAGCUUUGACCAGAAAAUGACACUGGAUACCAUCCGAGAGGACUGUGAAAAUGGUCUGAGAAAGAUUGGUGUAGAGGAUCCUGUUGUGUUCCUGAUCUCUAACUUUGAGCUCGGCAAGUAUGAUUUAAAUCUGCUGCAGGAGAGGAUGGAGAAAGAGCUUCCACAACAUAAGAGACGUGUGCUGAUGCUGGCUUUGCCGAAUAUCACACUGGAGAUCAAUGAGAAAAAGAAGAAAGCUCUAGAGGAAAACAUUGGAAAAGUUGCCUUACUGUCUGCUUUGGUGGCUACAGUCCCUGUUCCUGGUCUUUCGGUUGCUGUGGAUAUAGCCAUUGUUAAAAGGGAGAUAGAAACAUACUACAGUACCUUUGGUCUAGAUGAUCCAUCCCUGCAGAAGAUCUGCGAAAGAUCUGGGAAGACCAUUGAGGAAUUCAAAAGUCUUAUGAAGUCACCACUGAGUGGUGGGAUAAACCCAGCUUCAAUAUUAUCCUUAGCGGGUGCUGCAUCCCUGUUUGUGGCUGAAAAUACAGUUGAGUACGUUGUGAGUCUCGUACCCCUACUUGGCAGUCUGGUGGCAGGAGGAAUGUCCUAUAUGACAGUCUCAACAAUGCUGAAGAGAGCUCUGAAUGAAAUAGCAGAAGAUGCCAGAAACGUGCUAAUGGCUUCAGUGCAGACUGAAGUGUAAACACAGAAUAUGACAUAGAAAUUACGUGUAUUCAAGUAGCAGCUGCUUUGAUUCAAACUUACAGCAAAUUUCUGUUAGUUCACUAAAUAUGAUCUUGCAUUUCUUUUUACUUGGUUCUUUUGUUUCAUUUCUUUAACUGAAAUUUACUUUCCCCUUGGAGAAAAAAAAUGCAGCAUCAUAAUCUCUGUUGCUACACUCAUGUUACAUGACAUUAAAAACAUUUAUCACUUUGG
Onychostoma macrolepis is the source of this 2709-nucleotide messenger RNA. RefSeq names its product interferon-inducible GTPase 5-like. Gene Ontology annotation, cellular component: membrane. The coding region runs from base 1481 to 2476 and encodes 331 amino acids. Gene Ontology annotation, molecular function: GTP binding. The transcript is spliced from 2 exons. Lineage: Eukaryota; Metazoa; Chordata; Actinopteri; Cypriniformes; Cyprinidae. The record is from RefSeq and is a predicted model, not a curated record.